Messenger RNA from Saccostrea cuccullata (small rock oyster), 957 nucleotides. RefSeq names its product complement C1q-like protein 4. The coding region runs from base 157 to 843 and encodes 228 amino acids. The record is from RefSeq and is a predicted model, not a curated record. Lineage: Eukaryota; Metazoa; Mollusca; Bivalvia; Ostreida; Ostreidae. Gene Ontology annotation, molecular function: protein binding. The transcript has 2 exons.
AUCACUCAAAUCCCAGACAAGCUAAAAUGUAAUUUUGCUAUCUGAAUUAAAUAUAUCUAUCAAAAAGCACACCGCCAUUUUUGUCUUCGUUGACUUCAAAGUUAGAUCACAAAUCUGUGAAAGUGAUUCUUGAUAUUUUUCAUAUUUUGUAUUAACAUGAAAGGUGUUUUUCUACUUGUGACUUUGUUAGCAAAUGUGCACACGGGAGCUAAUGAUCUUCUUGAUGAAAAAUGGAGAAGUUCCGUUGAUCUAAAAGUAGAGAAACUUAUGACAGUCUUAGAAAUACAACAAGAGAAAGUCUCUCAGUGCGAAUCAAGAAUAAAAAUCCUGGAGGAAGACGUUGCUGAGAAAUAUCAUAAAAAUAGAGAGCUUCAACAUAGAUCUAAAAGAUUUUUGGCAGACCAAGGAUUAUCACCCAUUGCAUUCUAUGCCUAUAUAUCGCAUUCAUUCACUCACGUCGGAGAUAAUCAAGCUCAUGUUUACGAUACAGUCGUCACCAAUCUAGGGAAUGGGUACAGCAAACACACCGGGGCAUUCACAGCUCCCAGAACGGGUGUGUAUGGAUUUUCCUGGACAGUCUUUGUGGGCGGAUAUCAUAUCUCAGGAGACACGGACUCAAAUUUUGGAGAAAUCACAUCUCAAUUACUUCAUAAUGGUCAAGUAAAGGGAAUCUUGCAUGCAGAUACCGAGACUGUUUAUGAAGACGAAACGUCCACUGGGUUUGUUGUUUUGAGUGUAAAUGCUGGUGACGUCAUCAUAACUCGAGCAUCAAGUCUUCAUCAGGGUUCAUAUUACAGCAAUGGAUCUGGUAGAUGGACUUUUUCUGGUUUUCAAAUUGCUUGAAGUCAAAUAAAUGAUAUGUAAUUUUUUUAUAUGUUCUCGAAAUAUUACAUCAAAGUCACAUAAUCCAUCUUAUUGUAAACAUCUCCCGCUUUGAAAUACCUGCUUUAUCCUUUA